AUGGUAAACGCCUUCCGUAUUGUCGGUAUUGAUGAUGCUAUCCGCGAUACAAUCUUUAAGAUUUGUGCGGCCAUUCUGCACCUACAGAAUAUAAAGUUCAAACCAACAGGGGAGGCUGGAUGUACUGUGGAAGUUGACACACCUCUAAAGUAUGCCUGUUCUCUUCUUUCAGUAGAUCCAAACUCCAUGCUUAAGGCGCUAACUGUGAAAGUAUACACGGUCAUGAACAAGGUUUUCGAGUCUCCUUUGAGCCCAGAGCAAGCAGCUGAUUCUAGAGACGCCCUCUCAAAGGCUCUCUAUUCCAACAUGUUUGAUUGGUUGGUCAAGAAAAUUAAUGACAAUUCUCUUGCUUCUGAAUAUAGCUCGUUCAUUGGAUUACUUGACAUUUUCGGUUUUGAGAAAUUUGAAUUCAAUACUUUUGAACAAUUCUGCAUUAACUUUGCUAAUGAGGCACUUCAAGCUCACUACAAUUCGUAUACAUUCAAAAAAGAUAAAAAAGAAUGCGAGAACGAAGGAAUUGAUGUAACAGAAGUGAGCUUCAAAGAUAAUCAACCUUGUCUCGACAUGAUUCAGGGAUCCAAGUCGGGAAUUCUCAAAAUCUUGGACGAUCAAAGCGUGUUCCCACAAGCAACUGACCAAAAGUUUUUCGACAUGGUUGCUCAGACAUACAAAUCACAUGAGUAUUUUGUUCGUCCUCCUCUAUGGAAAGAAGAUUUUGCAGUGAAGCAUUAUGCAGCUGAGGUUAAAUACAACACAAAAGAUUGGCUUGAGAAAAAUAAGGAUGUAUUGAGAGAUGACAUUAUUGACGUUCUCGCCCAAAGUAAGCUCGAAUUUGUCGCAAAAACUAUCUGUCCAGAGAAGAAAGACUUUACUAAAAAGGACAAAAAACCAACUACAGUUACAGGGUCAUUCAAGAAACAAUUGAUUGAGCUACUGGACUUAAUCAAUAGUACAUCACCACACUGGAUAAGAACUAUCAAGCCUCACCCAGCGAAGAAACCUGGUUUAUUUAGCAAUGCUGAGGUUGUGAAACAACUUAGCUCAUCUGGAGUGUUGGAAACUAUCAGAAUUAGAAGAGAGGGUUACAGUGUUAGAAUUCCUCAUGAAGCUUUCUUUAAGAAAUUUAGUAUCAUUAUUGGAGAAGGAUCAACAACAAAUAUUCGAGAGUCUAUCCAGAAGAUAAUUGAUACUUUAAAUUUGAAGAAGGAGCAUGUUCAAAUUGGUAAAACGAAGGUGUUCUUGAAAUCAGAAACAUACAAUAUGAUAGAACUGACAAGAAAUAAGAGGCUAGAGAAAUAUAUUAUCAAAAUCCAAAGAGUGGUUAGAGGGUUCUUAGGACGUUGUGUUGCUCGUAAAUUGAGAGAAGAGUUACGUAUUAAAAAAGAAAAAGAAGAAUAUGAAAGAAACAAGGAAAUUUUCGAAAGAAUGCUUCAAGACAAGCAAGAACGUGAGAGAAUUGAACAAGAAAAAAGAGAAAGAGAAGAACGAGAAAGAAGAGAGCGCGAAGAGCGUGAGAGAGAAGAAAGAGAACGAAUUGAGAGAGCUCUUGCUGAGAAGGAAAGAUUGGAAAGAGAAAAAAGAGAAGCUAAGGAGAUGGAAAAGAGAAAGCUAGAAAUUCUCAAAGCUAAACAAAAAGAGAGAAUGUUAGAACUCCAAAAAAUUGAAAUCGACAGAGCAGAAAAGGAGAGAUUGGAAAAAGAAAACAAGAUAAAGAAAGAGCUCGCAUGGAAGAAGAACGAAAGAUUCUUCUUAAAGAAGAGUUAG
Naegleria fowleri is the source of this 1764-nucleotide messenger RNA. RefSeq lists its product as uncharacterized. The record is from RefSeq and is a predicted model, not a curated record. Gene Ontology annotation, molecular function: ATP binding; actin filament binding; microfilament motor activity. Gene Ontology annotation, biological process: actin filament organization; vesicle transport along actin filament. The transcript has a single exon. Lineage: Eukaryota; Heterolobosea; Eutetramitea; Acrasida; Naegleriidae. The coding region runs from base 1 to 1764 and encodes 587 amino acids. Gene Ontology annotation, cellular component: cytoplasm; myosin complex; actin cytoskeleton.